GAAGGGGUUUUAGUUUGGGGUCACAGAAAAGAAGAAGAAGAGGAGGAGAAUUUAAGAGAAUCUCUCUAACAUUAUCUUCUUCUUCUCUUCUUGAAUUCAUAUUCAUUAGUUAUUAGUAUAAAGAUAGAUUCUUUGGUUUCUUCAUUUACCCUCUUCUCCUUUUUUUCCUGUUUCUGGGGGUUUGGUGUGAAGGGGAGAACCCAAAACAAAACUUGUUUUCUGUUCUCUCUGAAAAAAUAAGAUAAAAAUGGCAACUUGGGUCUUAUCAGAAUGUGGUUUAAGACCUUUGCCUCGUCUAAUACCAAAACCCAGAACAGGAUUGUUAUCAAACAGCAACAGAAGUAGUAUUAAGCUGCCUUUGGGUGUUGUUAAUAAAAAGAUUGAAUCAGUUGGUUCAAGAGAUCUUAAUCAGAUUUGGUUCAAUGGGGCAGCAGUAUCUAAUAAUAAUGGAACCAGAAGUAAAGAUUGGGGAUUGAAAGUUAGUGUGCCAUUACAGGUUGCAUCUUUGGAUGGCGAAGAAGAGGAGGAGAAGGUGAAUGGGUUUAUGAAGGAUUCAGAAUUUGACCCAAGUGCACCACCACCAUUUGGGUUAGCUGAUAUAAGGGCGGCUAUUCCUAAACAUUGUUGGGUUAAGAAUACAUGGAAGUCUAUGAGUUAUGUACUCAGAGAUGUUGUUAUUGUCUUUGGUUUGGCUGCUACUGCUGCUGCUCUUAAUAAUUGGAUUGUUUGGCCUCUAUAUUGGGCGGCUCAGGGAACUAUGUUUUGGGCAUUAUUUGUUCUUGGUCAUGACUGUGGUCAUGGAAGCUUUUCUAACAACCACAAGUUAAAUAGCGUGGUGGGGCAUAUUCUUCACUCGUCAAUUCUUGUACCAUACAAUGGAUGGAGAAUUAGUCAUAGGACUCACCAUCAAAACCAUGGUCACGUCGAGAAUGAUGAAUCAUGGCACCCGUUGCCUGAGAAAAUUUAUGAGAACCUAGACGCAGCUACAAAGAGUUUGCGCUUUACAGUGCCUUUUCCCCUCCUUGCAUAUCCAUUUUACUUGUGGAGUAGAAGUCCUGGAAAGACGGGUUCUCACUAUGACCCUAACAGCGAUUUAUUUGUUCCAAAUGAGAGGAAAGAUAUUAUCACCUCCACAUCUUGUUGGACAGCUAUGGUUGGUUUGCUUGUGGGUUUAUCUUGUACAAUUGGUCCUAUGCAAGUGCUUAAGCUCUACGGGGUUCCCUACUGGAUCUUUGUCAUGUGGUUGGAUUUCGUAACUUACUUACAUCACCAUGGCCAUGAGGAAAAGCUUCCAUGGUAUCGUGGAAAGGCAUGGAGUUACUUAAGAGGAGGCCUUACAACAAUUGAUCGUGAUUAUGGUUGGAUCAACAACAUCCACCAUGACAUUGGAACUCAUGUGAUACAUCACCUCUUCCCACAAAUACCACAUUAUAACCUUAUAGAAGCAACGGAGGCAGCUAAGCCAGUGCUCGGGAAGUACUACCGAGAACCGAAGAAAUCUGGACCUAUACCAUUUCAUUUAGUCGAUACUCUAGUAGAAAGUUUGAAAAAAGAUCACUAUGUUAGUGACACAGGGGAUAUCCUAUUCUACCAGACUGACCCUCAAAUUGCUGGUACUUCACAAGAGAAGUCUGCUUAAAGCUGCAAAGAUGAGCUUGAUUUUUCAAUGAGGAAGCUCCUAUUCGUACAUUAUUUAUCAAAAUCCUUUUCAACAGUUAUGGAUGUAAUUCUUCGAUGAGGAAGCUCCUGUUCUUCUACACCGGGUUGUCCGAAAUAAGUCAUUUUCCUUCCAAAACAUGGAAAGGAGAAAGUAAUUGUUUCGUAUAAAUGUGAUUAGGGUUGAUCAAUCUGCCAUUCUUUGUAAUACAUAUACUUGUGUUCAGAUUAGAGCAAAUCUUGUAAUACUAUCUAUUAGAGCAUAUGCUAAGUGGUAUUUUAACAAAAUGGGUGUUUUUAUAUUUACAGCAAAUCUGUAUCGGAAAUGUUUGUAUUUCUUCUUUAGAUAAAGACAUCAAUUACAAUA
Papaver somniferum (opium poppy) is the source of this 2023-nucleotide messenger RNA. Its product is annotated as omega-3 fatty acid desaturase, chloroplastic-like. NCBI's taxonomy places the organism in Eukaryota, Viridiplantae, Streptophyta, Magnoliopsida, Ranunculales, Papaveraceae. The coding region runs from base 248 to 1639 and encodes 463 amino acids. The record is from RefSeq and is a predicted model, not a curated record. Gene Ontology annotation, molecular function: oxidoreductase activity, acting on paired donors, with oxidation of a pair of donors resulting in the reduction of molecular oxygen to two molecules of water. Gene Ontology annotation, biological process: lipid metabolic process. The transcript has 8 exons.